AUGCCUCCUCGAAGUCGCCCAUUUGGCGACCUUUUUGCGUCUGGACGAAGUCCCCAGUUACAGCGCACGGCUUCUGGAAACCCGCCGCUGACGCCGAGGACACCACAUACACGCUCGGGACGCGCAGAGGAAGGUCUCACGGAGGUCGAACUCAGCGACCUACGCCAUGACAGCGACGACGACGACGACUCGUCUGGACAUCAGUCGCAGCCGCUACUGUCCCGUACACCUUUCUCCAGUUUGGCUGCUUCGACAGGAUAUAGAAGCCGAGGGGACGACCGUGACAUUCGCGAGAGUGGCUACAAAUAUGUUCUGUCUCUGGUGGUCGAGAGGUCACCGCUCGUUGUUGGCACCCUGUUACUCUGCUUCGGACUUGCUAUAACUAUGCUGUCGUUCAAGAAAGCGUCCACCGAGAUCGACGUGGUGCAGGCAGCACAACCCUCUCCGUCAAGAUUAUAUUCACAGGAUGCUCUCCGUCCUACACCCUCUGCCGCUGCUGCGCGCUUCAUCUCAUACGAGAACUACACAAAAUUCCCGCUGUCUGGGCCAGAGUUCCACCAUGAAUGCGAGAAGCUCAUGGGUGGGUUCAUGCACCACUCAGGCUACUGGGUACCACCGAGGAUGGGGCCGCUGGACGUCCCGCAUCAUGAUGAUGACGUGUCAAACGGAGGCCGAGGGCGAGUUUGUCGUGCAUCGAUCACAUACAUGUUGGAUGGGCAAGUGGGGCUGGCGGCGGAUUUAGCCUUGAUGGCGCAGGUUGCAGGGAUCGCACGACAGCGUAAUAGGACGUUCCUCGUCGAUGAUACAUACUGGAACCGUGGAAAGUGGACAAAUCAUUUCGAAGAGGUGCGAAAACUGCAGCCAGGUCCGGAGCCUGGCUGUCGGGCGCCUCCUCCAGAAGAGCUGGUUGCAUGUCCCCGAACAGCGAGGCACUGGGUCGUCAAUUCAAGAACGGCCAAGUACCACCUUGGACACCCGUAUUCAGAGGAGUACGAAGAUCCGUACAGCCUUGGUAUCAACCGCGUGAAGCCCAUUUUUGAGCGGGGGCUUCACUCGUUUUUGGAGACAAUCCGCCCGAAUGCCCAAAAUAUGGCAUUGAUACAAGCUGCGCGUUCAGAAAUUGCCUCGAUCUUGGACCUGCAUCCUGUGUCGAAUACUUCUAUGGAGUCUGACAAUCAUCCCGAGAAACUGAGAGCACACCCUGACCCAUAUAUCGCUGUUCACAUACGAAGAGGCGACCGCAAGGCCGAGUCAUGGGCAUUCCACAAGUCCUACGUGCCUUUGGAGCACUACGUUACGGCUGCACGCGACGCAUGGUCGCGCCUCUAUCCCGACAUUCCGUUAGAAUCGCCGCCAUUGCACUUCCCAGCGCCGCCGAUCACAUACAUCGCGUCCGACUCGACCGACAUGCUACGGGAUUACGUCGCCGCGUUCUCGCCGUCGACUGCUAUGUUUGCGCUGGCGCUGAGCACGAAUUCCGGCUUGCGUGCGCUUGCUCCGCAUCAUGCAUAUGUGCAGACGGAGUUCGUCAAGGAAGAGGAGGCAGAGCGGAUAUUGCUGACCAGGGGCAUGAUCGUAGAUCUGGCGUUGCUGAGCGGACUCUGGGCCUCGGAAGGAGACGCGGUACCCGGCGCAGUCGUUUGCACGAUAAGUUCCAACGUGUGCAAAAUUUCCGCGCUCGGGCUUGGCUGGGAGCGUGCCUUUGGUUUUGACGACGGCGGCGACUAUUCUAUGGGCGCUAUCAAUGAGCAGCGGAAACGGUGGGUGGAGAUUGACAACAAAGACGCGGUCAGCCCCGAGUGGAGGGCGUUCGACCUGUUUUGA
This is a messenger RNA of Sparassis crispa, 1824 nucleotides long. RefSeq lists its product as hypothetical. The transcript is spliced from 8 exons. Gene Ontology annotation, biological process: protein N-linked glycosylation. The record is from RefSeq and is a predicted model, not a curated record. Gene Ontology annotation, molecular function: alpha-(1->6)-fucosyltransferase activity. The coding region runs from base 1 to 1824 and encodes 607 amino acids. NCBI's taxonomy places the organism in Eukaryota, Fungi, Basidiomycota, Agaricomycetes, Polyporales, Sparassidaceae.